AUGGUAAAUAAUUGCUCUGAUGAUGUAAAUGUCAUUGAAAAGGAACCUCGUGAAAGGAAAUUUUGCCAUUCGUGGCUCGAAAAUGAACAAUUCAAACCAUGGCUGCAAACAAUCCCGAACUAUCCUUUCAAUUGUUUUUGCUCCUUCUGCAAUCUAAAGCUUCGAUGUGGUUUCGACAAGCUUAUGUGGCAUUCUGACAGCAAGAAGCAUGUUUCGGAGUGUCAGAAAAGGGGUUUCAGCGUAGAUUUGAAUACGCAUGACGAAGAACCUGUGCCUUUUGAAGAUCGGAAAAAAAUCACGGAAAUAAAAUUUGCAGCAUUAAUUGCCGAGGAAAACAUUCCAUUUAAAACAGCAAAAUCAAUCUUAAGUUUUUUUCAAGACCUCGGAGAUGAUCCUGAAGUCUUGAAAAGUAUGAGGAUGAAUCGGAAUAAAGCACCGAAAGUAAUAAAGGAUGUCUUAUGUGUUCGCGAACAGGAGUGGUUGGUCGAAAAAUUACAAAAUAAUAAAUUUUCUAUUUUUGUUGACGAAACAUCUGACUUAACUAAUGACAAAUGGAUGACGUUUCUUGUUCGGUACGUCGAUCCUCAUAGACGGAGAGCUGGCUACAUGGGGUGUGACAUGCCUCGGUGCAUGAAAUAUUUUACCUGGAAAAGGUUCGAUUGCUGCCAGCAAAGCGAAAGCUCGACCGUCAGAAGGCGCGCUGGAAGGUAA
Molecule: messenger RNA, 711 nt
Organism: Trachymyrmex cornetzi
Lineage: Eukaryota; Metazoa; Arthropoda; Insecta; Hymenoptera; Formicidae
Exons: 1
Coding region: 1-711 (236 amino acids)
Source: RefSeq, a predicted model, not a curated record